ACCAACUUGUACAUGUACAUUGGUGGAGCAGCACUGGGGUCAAGGAAACAAGCAUGGCUGCCUUGUUCAGAGGAUCUUGGAAUUCGUUGCGACGGUGCAGUAAACAUGUCCACUUGUCACUCGAUUUCUCCAGGUCCAUGGCCUCCAAGACUCCAGUGGGCUUCAUUGGAUUAGGUAACAUGGGAACACCAAUGGCCAGAAAUCUGCUAAAGAAUGGCUAUCCAGUCAUUGCCACUGACAAUUUCCCUGAAUCCUGCAAAGAACUGCAGGACCACGGUGCUCAGAUUCUGGACUCCCCAGCAGAUGUAGCUGAUAAAGCAGACCGCAUUAUCACCAUGCUGCCCUCCAGUCCUAAUGUCAUUGAGGUCUACACAGGCCCCAACGGUAUCCUCAAGCGAGUGAAGAAGGGCACGUUGCUGAUUGACUCGAGUACCAUUGACCCUUCUGUGUCCAAAGAGAUGGCUGUAGCUGCAGAGAAGAUGGGAGCCGUGUUCAUGGAUGCCCCAGUGUCUGGAGGUGUUGGCGCGGCCAGUCUGGCGAAGCUGACCUUCAUGGUGGGCGGUGCGGAGGAAGAGUACAACGCCGCUCAGGAGCUGCUCACCUGUAUGGGAGCUAAUGUAGUGUACUGUGGCCAGGUUGGAGCUGGACAGGCAGCUAAAUUGUGUAAUAAUAUGCUGCUGGCCAUUGGAAUGAUCGGAACAGCAGAGACGAUGAACCUCGGAAUCAGGUUGGGCCUGGACCCCAAGCUGCUGGCCCAGAUCCUGAACAUGAGCUCCGGCCGCUGCUGGUCGAGCGCCAGCUACAAUCCCGUCCCCGGCGUCAUGGAGGGCGUACCCUCGGCCAACAACUACCAGGGAGGCUACGGCACCACGCUCAUGGCAAAGGACCUGGGGUUAGCCCAGUCGACGGCCACCAGCACGCGCACGUCGGUCCCUCUGGGUUCCCUGGCCCAUCAGAUCUACCGUAUCAUGUGCGCGCGCGGCUACGCCAAUAAGGACUUCUCCUCCGUGUUCCAGUUCCUCCGUGAGGAGGAGGGCCAGUAGACGCCCCCCCCCUCCUCCUCCCCCCCUCCCCCCCCCCCAACUUGUCACUACGAACUGUGACGCUUGCUGUUGUUUCCAUCAUUGUUAGGUUUCUUUAAAUGUGCAAUAUCAGUAUGCGCAGAAUUCUCCCUGUUUUGAAUUUUUUAAUUGGAGGUUGAUAACCACCGUGCUGUUAAGUCUGUGAAAGCCAUUUUUUGAUCAGGUCUUUUUUUUUGAAGAUGACCCGAAACUGACGAUGAAAAACCCGGUUCCGACGAUGUUGAUGACGCUGGUUUUUGUCAUGAUGGUGAUGUUCGUCGUGUGCUCUCAAGCCUUGUGUCAAGACAUCCCUGCCAAGUGUACAGUUCUCUCACCCCCCACACUCGUUUACAGUCUCCUGCAGCGUCCCCCCCCCACCCCGGAUCCCUGGACGAGACCCUCCCACCUCACCACUGAUGUCAACAAUUAAGGACCAAAACACAACUGUUCGUUCCUGUUUCACACAAACAUUCUCAUGUUACUUUUUUUUUUUUUAGUGGGAGUAGGUGAAAGAGUUCCAAUAGACCUCUACCCUUUCUGGAGGGGAGUAGGUGAGAGUUCCAAUAGGCCUCCCCCCUACUAUUGUUGGAUGCUCACAAUGAAAACAAUAAGUCGUUUUUAUCUCUGAACGACUGAAGCCAUUCAGGCCAGCAGGCUCUAGGCAUCCGUUGAGUGACGUACCUCAACCUAUAACUGUUUCUCUAAAGGAACUUCACUGUACCUCAUGGUACCGCUAUACCUCAAUACGAUAUCCUGUGUAGUGUUCUGUUCUGCUCUCUGGCCAUUCGCUUCUCUUCACCCCCCCUUCUCCACUUCUCGCUCUGCAUGCUUGUAUAUAUCUACACAGGCGCAUUAACCUUCAACCGCCAUUUUGUCGGUGUGCAUGUACAUAUGUAUAGUUUGUUGAUUUACUGUAAGAUUCUCAGCUUCAGUCAUUUGUAAACCAGUCUGGCUGUGAACUGGUUUUCACUAGAUAAGUUUUAUUGAAACAUCAUGCUGAACAACAUGGCACUUAUCCAUAUGGGCCUGGAAUAAAGUCAAAAUGUGACCAACA
Molecule: messenger RNA, 2115 nt
Organism: Sardina pilchardus (European sardine)
Lineage: Eukaryota; Metazoa; Chordata; Actinopteri; Clupeiformes; Clupeidae
Gene: hibadha
Product: 3-hydroxyisobutyrate dehydrogenase a
Exons: 8
Coding region: 54-1043 (329 amino acids)
Biological process (GO): L-valine catabolic process
Cellular component (GO): mitochondrion
Molecular function (GO): 3-hydroxyisobutyrate dehydrogenase activity; NAD binding; NADP binding
Source: RefSeq, a predicted model, not a curated record